AUGAGACGACUUCAUCCAUGGUUUCACAUAUCGAAAUUACGUCCGUACCAGAAGCCUGUCGACGCCGAAACUGAGGAAAAGGUUGCGGAAGCACAAGCGGAGGAUUCUGACGCUUCAGAUGGCGAGUUUGAAGUGGAAGCGAUAGUAGACCAUCGAACCAGGCGCGGAAAACGUCAAUUUCGAAUACAUUGGUCCGGAUACCCACCCCAUGAGGAUACCUGGGAACCAGAGGAAGCCCUAACAGAGGCUUCCGAAGCCUUAGAAGAGUACUGGAGAUCCAGAGCUCCCACUAGCACACUAGUAGAGGACUCUUUGGUAGUCAGCCUUGCAGGCGACGCCCUGGAAGAUACGGCUUAUGCUUCCGACCACCAAUGCUUCGCGGUUUAUCCGGACGAUAGCUCACAUGAUAAUCACGCCCUCUCACCAGAAAGAAAACCAGUUUUGCGUGGCUUACCUCACCAGUCGAGAACGCCACACCAAGCCUCCCGAUCACGCUUACGCGCGUCUGAGCUGUCAAAAUCAGCCGGCGACAACCUUAAAAGGACGCCCCUGCACGCUCCCCCUCUUUUUUCUUCUUCAACCGCCCACGACCUACUUCCCUUACACACUCACUCUGCUUCGCAAACCCCUUCUAUCGACACCGAAACUAAAACUUCCAUUUCUAACACAAUGAACACCGAUCUCAGAGGACAAGCAGGAGUGAGCGUACCCUCCACGUACAUGUCCGGCUACCCUUGGGAGGAAGACUCGGGCGACUUCGAGGCCGAGGGCGUGCUGGAUUGCCUUGGGGUUGCGAUCGCUACCUGGGUUCACUCCUGGGUUCAUCAGCUUCGGACCAACCCCAACGUGCCGCUGCAGACUCCAGGGCAUGAGUUUUGGCUGGGAGUCGACGCUCCGAAACCUUAUGCGGUGGGCCAGCCCCUCACAAACCACAUUGCGGACCCCUACAGCAAGGCCACCGAUGGUGGUGAAGCAGUGGUUGGAAUAGUUGCCGACGCGAAAAAACCCGGAAAAAGAGGGCGCCCAGCUCCGUGCGCCGCUUGGCUUGACCGCGGGGUUCCCCAACACGAGGCGGGAAGCCGAAAAAUGGCUCCGUUCACCGAUUGGCCGAACGACGACACCCACGAGUUUGCGUCCGCCAUCAUUGAAGCAGCUAGGACGGUGCUCCUAAGGACGGCGAACGCAGCGGAAGCCUCUGCAAGGCUCACCAGACCCCGACAUCACGAGCACGCGGAGUACCAUUUCCGCGCGACAAACCUGAAAAGGGCCGCGGAGACCUUUACGGCCCUCUACGUAACCAGAACUGGCCCCGACGUGACCCCGGGUACCAUCGUUCGUACCGCAACAGAUCAAAUCUGGUUUUGUUGCAACGUCGGUGGCCGUGCCAGUAUCAUCUGGGUCGUGAACCAAGAUGCAGAUGAAGCGGACCCCACAGAUCUGGUACCGACCUGGUAA
Spizellomyces punctatus DAOM BR117 is the source of this 1455-nucleotide messenger RNA. RefSeq lists its product as uncharacterized. The record is from RefSeq and is a predicted model, not a curated record. Gene Ontology annotation, cellular component: pericentric heterochromatin. Gene Ontology annotation, molecular function: chromatin binding. The transcript has a single exon. The coding region runs from base 1 to 1455 and encodes 484 amino acids. NCBI's taxonomy places the organism in Eukaryota, Fungi, Chytridiomycota, Chytridiomycetes, Spizellomycetales, Spizellomycetaceae. Gene Ontology annotation, biological process: chromatin organization; negative regulation of transcription by RNA polymerase II.